AUGAACGCUUUUCCAAAUGGCACUAGGGUCUUCUACUGGGCAUCCGGUGGUGAAAUCAAGUACGGUACUGUGCAGGCAACCAACCGCAUGGCUGAUGGUACCCAGAUUGUGGUGGUGAAGGUGGAUGGGGAAGGCCACGCGCAGUUACCGUGA
Molecule: messenger RNA, 153 nt
Organism: Suillus bovinus
Lineage: Eukaryota; Fungi; Basidiomycota; Agaricomycetes; Boletales; Suillaceae
Exons: 3
Coding region: 1-153 (50 amino acids)
Source: RefSeq, a predicted model, not a curated record